AUGUCCAUCAAUAAGAAGUUUAUUUUAAAAGUCAUUUCAACAAUUUGCAUAGACUGUGUGUUAUUGAACACAGACAUGAAUGCUCACGAAGCAGUGUUUAAGCUUAACACCAACGGUCAAAGGGCCGUAAAUUUCCUCGGUCCUGGAUGGACGGACACCAACAUUCUGUCCUGUGUGUUGAGAUGUCUGCAGAUCUACCAGUCCUGUUUUAGCGUCAUGUUUUACGAGCAUAACAAAUACUGUUUACCUGGUGAGUCAUUACCUCUUACCUGGUGAGUCAGUACCCCUUCCCUGGUGAGUCAGUACCCCUUACCUGAUGAGUCAGUACCCUUUACCUGGUGAGUCAGUACCCUUUACCUGGUGGGUCAGUACCCUUUACCUGGUGAGUCAGUACCCUUUGUUUGGUGAGUCAGUACCCCUUACCUGAUGAGUCAGUACCCCUUACCUGGUGAGUCAGUACCCCUUAUCUGGUGAGUCAGUACCCCUUACCUGGUGAGUCAGUACCUAUUACAUGAUUAGUCAUUACACUUACCUGUGUUGAGAAGAUAGAAAUCGUUUUCAGUCUAGACGACUACACUGGUUUUAUUAGGAAAAAAAAAGACAAUAAUUUACUCUUUCGUCUUGAGCUGCAGGUAAAUGAUCUAAGUAAUUUCUAUUUAUUCUUACGUAAUUUUAACGUUGCCCCUGUUUUCAAACUUAACGUUAAUGAUGGCCCGCAUAAAAAAUCAGAUGGUCUCCUUGUGGAAAGAGCAAUUAAAAUAGAUCACAUUACUUACCGUCGUGUCACAGUAAAUUCUGACAUAUACAACGCUUAGAGUCAAACAUUUCUGGCCUUUCAAAGCAGGUUUUAGCACAGUCGGCGAUCCCAGCUCCAAAUACACGCGGAGGUUUCGUUUAAUUUUGGAUUCCCAUGCAGCUUUAUAUCGAGCUAAGUUUCACUUUAGCACUCCCGGUUACGUAAAAAAAUAUAUCUACUCGCCUGACAUAUAAGGAGGACUUUUUGCUAAUGUUUUACUUCUUUCGUUAGUCUUAUUUCAAGUUUUCAAAUAUCUUGUAUUCAUUCAAUAUUUUGAACUGGAAGGCCACCCUUCCAAAAUAUUCUCAUCUCUGUACUUUGAUGCCUAUCAUGUUUUUAUUGAUGUAAUUUUCUCUUGUUCAUUUAGUCGAAUUCAUGUGAGAAGAUAUAAUUAAAUAACUAGACUCACAUCUAUUAAAACAUAUAACAAAAUUAAAAAUUCAAACAGUUUUUAUUUCAACAAUGUUUAGUUGAGCCCUCUUUCCAUUUAAAGCCUGUUGUCACAUCGAAGAAUUAUGAGAAUGCUAAUUUCGUAAAUCUGUAAGACAAAAAAAAAAAAAAACAAGUAUUUCUUUCCAUGUUGCAGAAUUCAUUGUUUCAACACUUUUAUCUCACCUGCCAGGUUCCUCUUUAGUGACUACUUCCGCUCAAAGUCAACUCAAGACCGGUACAAUUUAUUACAAUAGCCGCGUUUGUGACGCUGACAUGGACUUUACCUGGUACAGCUCAAAUGAUGUAGGGGUGUGUCUUUGGAUCUCAACAGAACAACUGAACUUUAACGACGCGAGGAAAACUUGUACAGGUAAAUAUAUUGGGGGAAAUAAUUGUACAGGUAGAUACAAGAGUAAAUUUUAGUUCUUGUAUCUCGGUCAUUGUCAAAUUUACAUCGAUACAAUUAAAUAGACGAAAUAUUAAUUCGUUCGUUGAAAUCGAUCAAGACUAUUUCUUUUAAGCAUUGGAUUCGUACUAGUUCUGAAUAAUACUUAUAGUGUAUCAAUGAAUGUCUGAGAAUGGCUACUAAACAUACAAAAAAAUUCUUUUCUUUUUCUUCCACAAGUCCAAGGAAGAACAGCACUACAUUAUUAAUAAGUUCUAAAAUGUUAUUUACCUGUCGUGUCUCUGGCCAUCUACGCCCUGCCUAGAUUCGUAUCAGAGAGACUUUUUUUAACUGUUCAAACACUGCGCUGAAACAUCUUUUCUCUCCUCACUUGUAGCCAAGGACGGAAAUCUGUACACCAUGAAAGUUAAUGAGAAGAUCGAUAUCCUGAGUGUUGCUCUUAACGGGAGUGUUGGGAUGUUCUGGAUCGGACUGGAUGAUUCCCUCAGGUGGGCGGACGAUGAAACGGUUAUCACACCGGAGUUGAGGCAGCGUCUUUUUGGGGCAAGUGAGUGAAAUAACUCCCAUACUAAGGAGUACGUUUUUGUUGUACACUAAGGAGCACCCGGCAUGCGUGGCAAUGCCACUCAAAGAACAAAAGUGUUUGUGUUUGAAUUACGUUUUUGAAGUAAUUUUUAAAUAGAAAAUAUUUUUUUUUCGUCUGGUGCGUACACAAAUAAAUUAGAAGGUUCUUUGACGCAUGAAAAGGCCACAUGCAGCUGUCCACGUAAAAAGGCCACAUGCAGCUGUCCACGUGAAAAGGCCACAUGCAGCUGUCUACGUGAGAAGGCCACAUGCAGCUGUCCACGUAAGAAGCAUGGAUUUUAUACAUUUAGUCCACACACUUGUAGCGAUUGGUCCACCCAUGCAGCAGCUCUGUUUGAAAUUAUAUUUAUAUAGCUCACAUACUUUUAAAAAAAAAUAAGGCCCCCGGCCCCAAACGUCAAAUUGUAAAAUGGUUGUACUAAUUCAGAAACCUAAUUAUUAUGUCACAAAAACUGAAAAGUUGCUCGUAUUAAAUUUUACUAAAUUCCGUCCACCCAAUUGUAUUUUUGAAAAUAUAUGUGUAUAUCUCCUAAACGAAAAAAAAAUUUGCGGGCUUGCGCACAACAAUUUACCACAAUUUUAACACAAUCGGAUGAAUAGUAUAAGAAAGCAUACUGAAAUUUUAUUUAACUCAUUACAGUAUGACAGAAAAGAAAAGGAAUUUACGGCUUUGGGCCCAAAAAGGAAUAUUGUAAAAUUUGUGUAAUAAUUCAGAAAAAUGUUCGGGCGUAUGCACAACAACUCACAUUGCGUCAUUUUCUUCUUUUUUUUAACCGAGUGGGACACAACCAAAUCAUGUUGUUGUACCCCCAUUUUAAGACGUUUUUUACGCGAAAAUCAAAUAUUCUAAGGAAAUAUUUAUUAUAUCAUUCUUGACAUGUUCCAGAGCAGCCAGACCAAGUUUCCACGGGACAGAACUGCAUCAAAUACACGGCUGGUUUUAACACUUUGGGCGGUGACACUUGCAGCACAUCAUACAACUAUGUGUGUGAGUUGAAAAAAUGAGAUGAGUCAACUAGACUGAGCCAAUGUAUCGGUUUGAUUACGGGACGUGGAUCAUUCAUAAAGAUUUGUUGAAUGUAUACCAAACGAUCUCACCAUUCAUUAUGCUAUACGGUAGCGUUGUAGUUGUUACCCACAUGAAGAAACAUUUCCAUAUUUCUCAAUUACGCCUUACACCUAUAAAUUAAUGCUUCAAUAUUUUGGUAAUUUGCAAGCAAAAAGAAAUUGCUGUCCGACAAUGAACAGAAUUAUACCAAGUAUUUGAAAAAUUUAUUAUUUUUGUUCUCUUCUAAAGGCAAGGUGAAUUCAAGGAUACAUAAAGAGAUUUGUUUGAAG
Lymnaea stagnalis (great pond snail) is the source of this 3557-nucleotide messenger RNA. Lineage: Eukaryota; Metazoa; Mollusca; Gastropoda; Lymnaeidae. The record is from the annotation of a GenBank genome assembly.